CCUCUAAAUGUUCAUGCAAUGAAUUUCUAUUACUGGUCAACAUGUUGGCUUUAGCACAAGUUGCAUUGGUUUUCGCUUUUUUCGGAUGUCCGUCAGAGGCAACUUUUGCGAUUGAAUUGAAUGACGAUUUCGACCAAUGUGCUCCGGAUGUUCCUUUGAUAACGCUGAAUGUGUCUGGGCUAGAGUUCUCCCCAAUCGAAGGUGGAACAAGUAUGCACAUCUCCGGAAGUAUGGUCUUCAUGGAAGAUUAUGUCGCUCCGGUUCGGCUAAAUCUUUGGUCACUGCGUCUGGAACGGGGAACCUGGGUUCCAGGCUCCAUAGAACGUACCGAGAUGAACAUGUGCGGGAAGUUGAUGUCCCCGUUGGAGCCGUGGUUUUUUUUUACCCGUCACUUUCGUCAAAAGCGGUGCCCUUUCAAGGCUGGACACGUCGAAACUCUGUCCAACAUUGAAGUUGGCAGUUUUGGUCUUGAGUUGCCAGCGUCUUUCGCCGGGGACUGGAAAUUUUUCAUGGAGCUGGAACGUCACCUCAAUGGCCAUCUGGUGAAGCAGUGCCUGUCCAUGUCGGCUUCGAUCGUUGAGGUGUAGAUAGUAGGAGACAGGGGAUGCAGUGUACCAUAAUAAAUGUAUGAAGAAUUAUUGAAUUAUAAGAGGAUAUUCGUUCUACUACUUUUGA
Aedes aegypti (yellow fever mosquito) is the source of this 675-nucleotide messenger RNA. RefSeq lists its product as uncharacterized. The transcript is spliced from 4 exons. The coding region runs from base 42 to 587 and encodes 181 amino acids. The record is from RefSeq and is a predicted model, not a curated record. NCBI's taxonomy places the organism in Eukaryota, Metazoa, Arthropoda, Insecta, Diptera, Culicidae.